Peromyscus leucopus (white-footed mouse) is the source of this 608-nucleotide messenger RNA. Its product is annotated as glyceraldehyde-3-phosphate dehydrogenase-like. NCBI's taxonomy places the organism in Eukaryota, Metazoa, Chordata, Mammalia, Rodentia, Cricetidae. Gene Ontology annotation, molecular function: oxidoreductase activity, acting on the aldehyde or oxo group of donors, NAD or NADP as acceptor. The transcript is spliced from 2 exons. The record is from RefSeq and is a predicted model, not a curated record.
AUGAAUGCUGAUGUCAUGGUAGACCCCAGAGUGCAGUCAAGUCGGGAGAUUCAAUACAACUUUGGCAUUGUGAAAGGACUCAUGACCACAGUCCACACCAUCACUGCCACCCAGAAGACCAUGGAUGGCCCCUCUGGGUAGCUGUGGCGUGAUGGUCACGGGGCUGCUCAGAACAUCAUCCCUGCAUCCACUGGUGCCAUCAAGGCUGUGAGCAAGGUCAUUCCAGAGCUGAAUGGGAAGCUCACGGGCAUGGCCUUCCGUGUUCCUACCCCAAAUGUGUCUGUCGUGGAUCUGACAUGCCGCCUGCAGAAACCUGCCAAGUAUGACGACAUCAAGAAGGUGGUGAAGCAGGCAUCCGAGGGCUCACUAAAGGGCAUCCUGGGCUACACCAAGGACCAGGUUGUCUCCUGCAACUUCAACAGUGACCCCCACUCUUCUACCUUUGAUGCUGGGGCUGGCAUUGCUCUCAGUGACAACUUUGUGAAGCUCAUUGCCUGGUACGACAAUGAAUUUGGCUACAGCAACAGGGUGGUGGACCUCAUGGCCUACAUGGCCUCCAAGGAGUAAGAAGUCCGCCCUAGACCACCCACCCCAGCAAGGACAGCAAG